Labrus mixtus (cuckoo wrasse) is the source of this 5017-nucleotide messenger RNA. RefSeq names its product ubiquitin specific peptidase 47 (gene usp47). The transcript is spliced from 29 exons. The coding region runs from base 130 to 4296 and encodes 1388 amino acids. The record is from RefSeq and is a predicted model, not a curated record. Gene Ontology annotation, molecular function: protein binding; cysteine-type deubiquitinase activity; cysteine-type endopeptidase activity. Gene Ontology annotation, biological process: protein deubiquitination. Gene Ontology annotation, cellular component: cytosol; nucleus. NCBI's taxonomy places the organism in Eukaryota, Metazoa, Chordata, Actinopteri, Labriformes, Labridae.
UUUUAAUUUUGUUAUCCAAGCGUCCGGAACUUCCAACAAACAGGACACACGCCAUGUUUGCGUUAAACGCGGCGAAGUUGUGUCGCUGACAUCCCUCUUCCCGUAAAGACGCUUAAAACUGUCGCACAAAUGGAAAUGGUGCCGAGCGAGGAGAACCAGUUCGUCCCCAAAGAGGGAGUCUUUUGGAGUUGCAGACAGAGUAUUUUUGAUGAGAUGAAGAAGAUUACUCAGAUUCAAAAUGCGGCAGAGGAGCCCCGAAUGCUGUGUAUAAUUCAGGACAUCACCAGUGCAAAGACAGUAAACGAGAGGCUCACCCUCAACCUGCCUGCCUCCACCAAGCUCUCCAAACUCUAUGAAGAUGUUGCCAAGAAAGCGGGAUAUGUGAAUGGCACCUUUGAACUUGCCUGGGGGAAUACACAAGACAUGGCACCACUGGACCACAGUGGUGAGAUGUCUCUCUCGGAUUCUGCAUUCGAGCCUGGUGGUAAAAGGAAUUUCCUCCAGCUAACUGACAAAGAUGGAGAGCAGCCACAGAUUGCCUCGGCGCAGGAUGAGUCUGCGACAGCAGACAGCAGUGGACUGGAUGACAGUUCCCAGGAGCGGUUUAUAGGGCCUUUACCAAGAGACAGUAGCACAGCAGGCUGCAGUGGUGACUACAGCAGUCCUGCUUACUCCUACUCGUCCAUCCUCAACAAAUCUGAGACAGGUUAUGUGGGCUUGGUCAACCAAGCUAUGACCUGCUAUUUGAACAGUCUGCUACAAACCCUCUACAUGACCCCGGAGUUCAGAAAUGCACUCUACAACUGGGCGUUUGAGGAGUCUGAGGAGGAUCCCGUCAACAGUAUCCCAUACCAGCUGCAAAGGCUGUUUGUUCUCCUGCAGACCAGUAAGAAACGGGCGAUUGAGACCACUGAUGUGACACGUAGUUUUGGCUGGGACAGCAGUGAGGCUUGGCAGCAGCAUGACGUUCAGGAGCUGUGCAGAGUCAUGUUUGAUGCCCUGGAGCAGAAGUGGAAGCAGACAGAGCAGGCCGACCUGAUCAACCAGCUGUACCAGGGGAAGCUGAAGGAUUAUGUCCGUUGUCUGGAGUGUGGUUAUGAGAGCUGGAGGAUUGAUACCUACUUGGACAUCCCUCUUGUGAUCAGACCCUUCGGAGCCAGUCAGGCCUACGGCAGUGUGGAAGAGGCUUUGCAAGCAUUUAUCCAACCAGAAACUUUGGACGGGCCCAACCAGUACUUCUGUGAACGAUGCAAAAAGAAAUGCGAUGCACGAAAGGGUUUGAGAUUUCUGCACUUUCCCUACCUGCUGACACUCCAGCUGAAGCGCUUUGACUUUGAUUACACCACUAUGCACCGCAUCAAGCUGAAUGACCGCAUGACUUUCCCAGAAGAGCUGGACAUGAGUCCAUUCAUCGAUGUGGAAGAUGAGAAGUCACCUCAAACAGAGAGCAGCACUGACAGUGGAGCAGAGAAUGAAGGCAGUUGCCACAGUGACCAGAUGAGCAACGAUUUCUCCACAGAUGAUUGUGUGGACGAGGGCAUCUGUUUGGACAGCACCGGCAGCACAGAGAGGGUGCUGAAGCCAAAGAGUUUGCCGACCUUUGAACUGUUCUCUGUCAUGGUCCAUUCUGGGAGUGCUGCGGGUGGCCACUACUACGCCUGCAUCAAGUCUUUCAGUGACGGCCAGUGGUACAGUUUCAACGAUCAGCAUGUUAGCAAGAUCACCCAUGAUGAUAUCAGGAAGACAUAUGGGGGAUCCUCAGGGAGCAGAGGCUAUUACUCCAGUGCAUUUGCAAGCUCUACAAAUGCAUACAUGCUGAUUUAUAGAUUGAAAGAUCCCUCAAGGAAUACAAAGUAUUUGGCUGUGGACGACUUCCCCGAGCACAUAAAGAGUUUGGUUCAGAAGGAGAAAGAGUCUGAAGAGCAGGAAAAGCGUCAGAGGGAGAUCGAGCGCAACACUUGCAAGAUUAAGCUGUUCUGCAUGCAUCCUGUGAAGAUGAUGAUGGAGAGCAAGCUGGAGGUACACAAGGACAAAACUCUCAAAGAAGCAACAGAGAUGGCCUACAAGCUGAUGGACCUGGAGGGAGUGGUCUCUCUGGACUGCUGCCGCUUGGUAAAGUACGACGAGUUCCACGAGUACCUGGAGCGCUCCUACGAAGGCGAAGAAGACACACCAAUGGGCCUGCUGCUGGGAGGGGUCAAGUCGUCUUAUAUGUUUGACUUGCUGCUUGAGACCCGCAGACCAGAACAAGUGUUCAAGCCUUACAAACCAGGAGAGGUGAUGGUGAAGGUUCAUGUUGUUGAUCUGACGACUGAGAGCAUCGCUUCUCCGAUCAGUGUUCGGGCGUACUUGAACCAGACCAUCACUGAAUUCAAACAGCUUAUUGCACAGGCUACAGGGCUUUCUGCAGAGACCAUGCGCGUGGUCCUGGAGCGCUGCUAUAAUGACCUUCGACCCCUAUGUGUUCCAAACAAGACACUGAAAGCUGAGGGGUUCUUCAGGAGUAACAAAGUCUUUGUGGAAAGCUCUGAGUCGCCAGAUCAUCAGGUUGCUUUCACUGACUCACUCUUGUGGAAACUUUUGGAUCGUCACGGUAACACGAUAAGACUCUUGGUUUUACUGCCUGAGCAGUCUCCUGGUACUAUGGCCAACAGAACUCCUUGCCAAAAAGUAGGCGUUGACUCCGAGGAGCCCUUUGAGGGGUCAAAAGGCAACAGGAAGUCAGUGGAGGCUAUCCUGGAGGAGAGCACGGAGAAGUUAAAGAAUCUGUCUCUGCAGCAGCAGCAGCAGCAGGGCUCCAGCACUAGUGACAGCCAGAAAAGCUCUGACGCCAGUGACUUUGAACAUAUUGAGUCCCCGACACAGGAGGCUGACUCAAACUCUUCACUCUGUGUGGCUGCAGACAACAGAGAGUUAGAGAACCGGAUCAAGGCUGUGGCAGGGGGCAGCAGCGGUGGCUCCUCCGACCCUGAAAAUCAAUUUGCAUGUGAGGAGCGCUCGGAUUCUGAGGUGAACAAUGACCGCAGCACCAGCUCAGUAGACAGCGACAUCCUGAGCUCCAGCCACAGUAGCGACACUCUUUGUAAUGCAGACAGCGGGCCCAUUCAGCUAGCCAACGGGUUGGACUCUCACAGCAUCACUAGUAGCCGACGCUCAAAAGCCCAUGAGGGCAAAAAAGAGACCUGGGACACUGCUGAGGAAGACUCAGGGACAGACAGCGAGUAUGACGACAAUGGGAAGAGCAAGGCAGAGGCUCAGUACCUCUACUUCAGGGCAGAGCCUUGUUCUCAGGAUGACUCCUCUACGGAUACACAAAAAAGUUUAGUGCUUCACGUGGACAAGAGAAUAACAUUGGCAGCAUUUAAACAGAACCUGGAGCCCUAUGUGGGAGUCGCCUCCACCCAGUUCAAGGUGUUUCGGGUGUACGCCAACAACCAGGAGUUUGAGAGUGUACGAUUAAACGAAACCCUCUCAUCGUUCUCUGAUGACAACAAGAUAACCAUUCGACUAGGCAGAGCACUGAAAAAGGGUGAAUACAGAGUAAAAGUCUAUCAACUUUUAGUGAAUGAAGUAGAGCCCUGCAAGUUCCUUGUGGACACGGUGUUUGCCAAGGGAAUGACAGUGAGGCAGUCUAAAGAGGAGCUGCUCCCUCAGUUAAAAGAGCACUGUAAGCUCGACCUCAGCAUUGACAGGGUUCGUCUCAGGAAAAAGACAUGGAAGAACCCAGGCACAGUGUUUCUGGACUAUCAUGUCUAUGAAGAAGACAUCAGCAUCUCUUCGAACUGGGAGGUUUUCUUGGAAGUUCUUAAUGAACCAGAGAAGAUGAAGUCCAUGUCACAGCUGGCUGUUCUGACUCGGAGAUGGAGCCCGUCUACAAUGAAGCUGGGACCCUUCCAGGAAGUCAUUCUGGAGAGCAGCAGUGUAGAAGAACUCAAGGACAAGCUUAGUGAAAUCAGCAAUAUUCCUCUCGAACAGCUGGAGUUUGCAAAGGGUAGAGGAACAUUUCCUUGUGAUAUUUCUGUGCUGGAGAUCCAUCAAGAUUUGGACUGGAACCCUAAGGUGUCCACUCUUAACGUGUGGCCUCUGUACAUCUGUGACGAUGGAGCUGUGGUCUUCUACAGGGACAGCACAGAGGAGCCUAUGGAGCUCUCAGAUGACGAGCGUAAUGAGCUGAUGAAGAAGGAGAGCAGCCGUCUGCUCAAAACUGGACACCGUGUCAGCUACUCGCCCCGCAAGGAGAAGGCACUUAAGAUCUACCUGGACGGAGGCCCUGCCAAGGACUCGGGGCAGGACUGAGGCACUAAGCCCUGGCCCCGGUCUUUGGGAAUGGUGGCUACUGCAGCAAAGCAAAAUAGGCUUAUAUGACUCAGUCGGAGUAUCAGGCCUGAUAGAUACUUGAACAUCAAGCAGCGCUGUGAGGCUAACAGGCUCUCACCCUCCACUCAGAGCCACAGGAAGGGCUCAGAAAUCCUAUUGUGCACUAUAGUGUAUUGUACUGUAAAGUUUAAAGGGAAGUACGAAAGCUAUCCAAUACAGAAAGAGAAUCAAAUACUGUACAGACUAAUCAAUUGAACGUAAAAGCUCCAGAGAUGGAUGCAGAGAUGCAAGGACUGUGAACUGGACUGGAAGGCGUCCAUCCUGGCUAUUUAAGUUUCCUGUCUCCUUUUCCAUCUGUGUAUUUCACUUUGUCCCGUCACUUUGUGUUUCUCCUCCUGUUUCAGAAAUACUGUCGAUUCUGAUUCAUCCCUAACCAUCUUAUCUUUGGUGCUCAAACCUUUCUGAGCAUAGAGUUAAUAGUAAAAAAAAAAGUCUUCUGACGUUCGUUCACCUUCCUUUUAAAUAUUUGAAAACCAACAGCAUAUACAACUGAAAAACGACUCAUCCAGCCUCUUUUCAGUCUCGCCUCUUCUCUUGGGGCCAAACCUCACUCUCUCACUGACUUCGACAAGUCGAGAUAUGAAUUACUCUCUCAAGAUUUCUCGAAUCAAGAAAAGCAACAAUAAAUGUGUUAAUUUGA